AAACCGAGAGUCACAACCAGAACGGAAAGCAUCCAUGAAAACUGGGUUAGUUUGUCAUAUUAUAAACGGCAACACUCCAAGCUUCGCCGUUACUCUUUCUCCUUAAAUAACACAAUUCCUUCUCACAAACACACUCGAGUCUCAACCUUUGACACAAUUAAAGAAAGUGUUGAGUUGAUUAUCAAAUGGGUUCAGAUUCCAAUGGAAAUCAAGAAUCUGGGACUCAGAUCCCUCCUUCAUCAUCACUGUUCAGGUACAAUUCACCGUUGGUUCAGGUCAUCCUUAUUGGCCUAGUCUGCUUCUGCUGCCCCGGAAUGUUCAACGCACUUUCCGGCAUGGGUGGUGGCGGCCAAGUCAACUCAACCGCCUCUAACAACUCCCUAACCGCACUUUACACCACCUUCGCCAUCUUCGGCAUUCUCGGCGGCGGCAUCUACAACCUCCUGGGACCACACCUCACACUCUUCGCAGGUUGCUCCACCUACGUCCUCUACGCCGGUUCCUUCCUCUACUACAACCACUACCAGCACCAAGCUUUCGCCAUAAUCUCCGGCGCCAUUCUCGGCGUCGGAGCCGGGCUUCUAUGGGCUGCAGAAGGCGCCAUCAUGACCUCUUACCCUCCGGUGAAUCGAAAAGGAACCUACAUCUCCAUCUUCUGGAGCAUCUUCAACAUGGGUGGUGUUAUAGGUGGCCUAAUCCCUUUCAUCUUGAACUACCAUCGCAAAGAUGACGCAGUUUCGGUUAACGACGGAACGUAUAUAGGUUUCAUGGCGUUUAUGUCAGUGGGAACAGUUCUUUCGCUGGCGAUCUUGCCGGCCAGGAAGGUUAUUCGCGACGACGGAACUCGGUGCACUAACAUGUUGUACUCAAACGUUGGAACGGAGGCUAUAGAGAUUGCUAAAUUGUUUUAUAACUGGAAGAUGCUUCUCAUGGUUCCUGCUUCUUGGUGUAGUAAUUUCUUUUACACGUAUCAGUUCAACCAUGUGAACAAGACCAUGUUCACUUUGAGGACAAGAGGGUUGAACAAUGUGUUCUAUUGGGGGGCGCAGAUGUUGGGUUCUGUUGGGAUUGGUUAUGUUAUGGAUUUCAGUUUUAAGAGCAGAAGGAAGAGGGGUUUGGUGGGGAUUCUUGUGGUUUCUGUUCUUGGUACCGGGAUUUGGGCUGGUGCGCUUGCUAAUCAGAUCAAGACUCCACCAAAGAUCUUGGAUUUCAAGGACUCUGGUCAUUCAUUUGCAGGGCCCUUUGUCUUGUAUUUUAGCUUUGGUUUGCUCGAUUCCAUGUUUCAGAGUAUGGUCUAUUGGGUUAUUGGUGCCCUUGCUAAUGAUUCUGAGAUUCUUAGCAGGUAUACUGGGUUCUACAAAGGUAUUCAAAGUGCAGGAGCAGCAGUUGCUUGGCAAAUUGAUAACCAUAAUGUGUCCUCUAAAGCUCAGUUGACUGUGAAUUGGAUACUAACAACAAUAAGUUAUCCAAUGUUAUUGGUUUUGGUGUUGAUGGCUGUGAAAGAAGACAAGGGUGAAGUAGUAGUAGAAGAGCCUGUGAAACAAGUUGCUCCUUCAUCGGCUGAUAAUAACAAUAAUGGCUCCGAUGCCAAAUAACAAACAAUACACACCUUUCUAAUGGCAAAAUCAACUAGUCUUUGUCAUCUCUUUGUUUGUCAUUUACUUUUCAAUAUUAAAAGGCAGAAGAAAGAAAAAGGAAUUAAUUUGUUUCCACUUUCAAAGUUCACACGAUCACAUCCGAAAAGUCCGAAGAUUGUGAACUCAAUUGUUUUGAUGUGGUAAGUAAAAGACAAGGAAAAGGGAACAAAAGUAUGGAUUGGAUAUUGGUCCCAUUAAUUAAGUUCUGAAUUUUCUUUUGCUUCUUAUGGAGUUUGAAAACGUAUAUCUAUGUAUUGGUUAGGCAUCAGUGUCAACGUGUGUUGAAUAGUGAAGUAUAUAUUUUCCUUGA
Molecule: messenger RNA, 1947 nt
Organism: Arachis stenosperma
Lineage: Eukaryota; Viridiplantae; Streptophyta; Magnoliopsida; Fabales; Fabaceae
Product: UNC93-like protein 1
Exons: 2
Coding region: 186-1595 (469 amino acids)
Source: RefSeq, a predicted model, not a curated record